CACCCUAUUAUGGAAAAGGGCAGUGCCUCAGCAAUGGUCGGUGUUUAUGCUGGUGGGGAUGGACUGGACCCAAUGCUUGCUACGUUGAAGAUGGUAGCUACAAGAAUAGACUUAUUGUAAGUAUCGAUCAGAUAGUCAGAACAACUGCCAUGCAGUCAUUCAGAACAACCUAAAAAAUUAAAAAUAAAAUUAAAAAUAAAAUUAAAAAUACUUUGAUGUUUGAAGUGAAGAGCCUUAAUUCGUUACUACUAGCAUCAUGAUGAAGGAUCUUGAAUAUCUUUUUUAUGUUCCCUGCCAGUUUUUACCCAAGCCACGCCGUUUAUUAUAAUUACAAAUACAACUAUAUUUGAACAAGCAUGCAUUUAUCCUGGUACAUGGAAACUGCGCAAGGUUGCAAGUACGCAUGUGCAGUUGCUUACGAUCGUGAACAAGGGAACAAUUCUUCACACAAUUGUUUUAUAUAGGCGGACUACUGUGUGACCGCAUGCCACUAUACACCUGUUGUCAGAAAUGGGACAUGUCUGAAUGGUACUUGGCCGCCUGUUGUAAAAGCCAGAGCUAUUGGUAGGCAGCUUGCACCAGUCAAGAAAGGUGAUCAAUUUUCGUCAUUUUGUCUUCAUAGUGAGCGUUCAAGGGUUUCUUACCUUAAACUAUUUAUUUUGCGCCAGAUGUAUGCAUUAUAAUGUACUUAUAAAGAACAACGUGCUCGUCCCCUUGUCCCUUUGACGAGAAAAAUCGUGUUGAACAAAGUAAGAUAAUUAAAAGACUGCACCCACUAGGCGCAUUGCUGCUUAAUUAAAUAUCUUUUAAGUGACAAAUAAAAACAUGGGAUACAAAAAUAUUAUAGUGAUCUUUCACGUUACGUUAUAAGAGAGUUGAUGAAAACUAACUAAACUAAUGAACAUACCAUCAUCUCUCACCAUCACCCAUAAAUUGCAUAAUGUUUAGAUUUGGGUCUUAGAUUUCAGUUGUCUUCUGUCUGUCGUGAAGAGGGAAUUAUUUUCAGUAUAAAAUAAUUUAUUUAGUAUUUUAUUAAUUACUAAUACCAAGAACUGUCCUAGAAGGCUAAUUUAUCAUUAGAAGCAUGGCGUUUUGAGUGACUUACCUGAUAUUGAUGUUGUUCUUGCAGUAAAAUGUGAUCCAAAAUGCGGCACUGGGGUGUAUACCCAUGCUGGAACAUGCCAGGAUGAUGGAAGAUGUCUCUGUUUCUGGGGUUGGACUGGACCCAACGCUAAAUACACCACGAACAAUAAAAUUUUGGUUUGUGUAAAAUUUUAUAUCAUUAAUAGGGAAGUAGGAUAAAAUCUUGUUAACGAAAUCUUCUCAAAUACCCAAACAAUAUGAGAAAAUAUACUGUUCGUAUGUUUCUUUCUACCAAUUCACUUCUCAGAUGAAAAUUAGAGACAAGUCCAGAUAUCUUAUCUAUAGCUUUGUGUCAGAAAGUAUUAUGACACGACACACGGUGCUCAAUUAAUCUCAAAAGUGUUAUUAACAAUUAUAGGAACAACAUAAUAUGCUAGUUAGAAUUCGACCUAUUUUUUAUUAACUGGAAAACUAAAGACUUUCUCAAUUUAAAUGUUGUUGUUUCAUGCACGUUGAACACUGUCUUGCUGCUUGAUAGUGCUUAAGGUGAUUCAUCAGUUUUUUACUGCGCAUAUCUAAUAACAAAUUCUAGCUAAUAUAUAUGUAGUCGAUCUGCAUAAAAAAGUGAUAAAAAAGGACUUAGGGCAAAAAGAAAACACUCUGCAUUGAUAUAGGCGUGCUUCAGGAAAUAUACCUUCAAAAAUGAUAGAACUCUGGCUAGGGCUCCCUGUGCAACUAACACUAAACCACAUCAUGCAUGUUGCAUGUUUAAUCCUUGUAUCUCUUGAAGAAAGCCCGUGAUCCAACUUUUUUAUUUUGUAUGUGUGUUCUUCUAUGCGUUUUACAUUUCAUAUCAGAAAAUAAUAGAAAAAUCAUUUCUACAAAUUAUAAUUUUACAUUUGAUGAGAAGAUGAGAAAAGACAUCUUUGCACGUCAAUGGUUUUUGAUUCGCUAAAAUACCAUGUUUUGUUGUUUAAAUCACUAGAUAGACAUUUUUAAUAGGAUCCUUGUUAAAAAAAUUCAAUAACGGUUGAGCAAUUGCGAUUGUUCCUGUAACUCGUAAAAGGGUCAAGAUGGCGCCAUGUGGGGGAAAAGGUGGCAUAUCGCACUUGUCAUAUCUUCGAAACGAGUUCAGUGAGCCCAACUUUUUUCUGUUCUUACUAUGAGCGUAUCCUAUAAACGUCUCCCCCUGGGAGGUUUCAGCAAAUUCUCAUAUCCAGAAAAAUUACUGAUGAAUCACCUUAACGACACUUUACCCUCCAAAUACCACGGCCAGCGAACAACUUAAAAAAAAAUAAUACCAAAAGAACAAGGCCAUCUCCAAAGAACAAGGUCAUUUUGCCGGAGAUUCAAUGUGCAAGACAGUUACGACAAGUUUUUGAGACUAUCGUCUUGUUUAAUUCAUAUUAUUGUUCAUCCUUUAAUUUCAAGAUGACUUUUUUGUUCGGAGUUUGUUUGAAGCUAUAUAUUAAACAAGAAGGUAUUUAAUUAUAUUGACAGCUUCAAUGCUUUGAAAUUUCUAGGCUGAUUACUGUCGUAUACCGUGUCACUACACCUACGACUACGCCAACCCAGAAUGUGUGAACUCUAACCACACAAAACACGAGUGUGUACUACCUGCCAAGUCUGAUCCCACGGUACCAUGUGACCAAAGAUGUGGAAAUCGUAAGUUUCUCUUAUUAUAUGUUAUCGACGUCGCCACUAGGUCUGACGAAGCUUGGUAGUUUGUUCAUUUAUUUUUCUAGAAACACCAUGCAGAGUUUACUAAAUAAUAUAUUUUCGAGCUUAUUUUUAUAAUCACCAAUAUGUUCUGAAAUACGGAAUUUCAUUUUUGGAUAUAUUAAUGCAGGUGUCCCACAGACGUCUUAGAAUAUCCGUAUAUCGCCUUUUUUCACAUUUCCUUGCAUCCUGGUGGGGGGGGGGGAGGGGGAUACGCGUUUGAAUCUCGAAGUUAAAACUGAGUUCGAAGCUAAAACGUCUCGACUGAGGACAACGGCGAUUUACCGGAGGAGCUUCAUCUGUAAAAUCUCGUUUCCAAUUCAUUUAAUUCCGAGGAGAAAUGUCUGGAAAAAUCAUGUCAUUGAUUCUGCGGGCGCAAAAUUUCACCUCAAAAAUCUUGAAAUCGCUUUUCAGGGACUCUCGAUUGCAAAAACAUCGCUUUUCAGGGACUCUCGAUUGCAAUACAGAUAGCCGGUCUCAUGCCUUCGGUGUUCGCUUUGCCACACCCCUUCCCCUCUCCUCACAAAUUUUUGAAGAUUAAAAUUUUUAAAUUCGUUUCCAUAUGUAGCUCCAAAUCAUGGCAAAGGAUGGUGUUUGAGAAAUGGAAGAUGUUUGUGUUGGUGGGGCUGGACCGGUCCUGAUGCGUGCUAUAUUGACGGUGGAUAUUUUAAUAACAGGAUUCUUGUAAGUCUUCGAUUACAAUAUUACUUCUUGUCUGUUUUGACAAAUUUAUUUGGAUCAAUAAUAUAUACAGUAUAUUAGAAAAUGUUUAUUGGUCAGGAUAUUAAGUAUAUUAUAUCAUAUAAUUUUAGGCUGAUUAUUGUGAGAGACCAUGUCAUUACACCCAUGAUGUUCGUAAUGCAACGUGUUUGAAUCUGAAUUGGAAUGGAAGUGAAAUAGGUAAUAAAUACGUAAACAGAAUGAGUAGUAAGUACAGUACAGUACUUUGCCUUUGUGAUUUUUAUAGUUGUCAUAAUGUUAUAUUAUUAAUUAUUAAGCAAAAUGGCGCUUAUAAUCGUAUGAUCUGUAUGGGGCGCCGUAUAAUCUUGCAUUUAACUGAUAUGACUUUGAAUGCAUUCACACAGGGGGCACUUAUUUCAGCAUGUUACCCACUUGUGAAAAAAUCCUGCAGCGUACGAUCACCUGGUAUUAUUUUAUCCCUUCUCCAUAUGACCUGAUAUAUCUUAUCAACGUAUAGACAAUCGUUAUGUGAACUUCACUUUUAUUUCAUUUAUCAGCUAAAAGAGGAUUAAACGGAGAGAUCGUAGUCUAAAAGAAAUUCUUCUAAUUUAACUUUUAAAGGUGAGCACAUUCAGGAAGAUUUAUGUUUACAUAAUAUAGUAUAAUUAUUGGAUGGAUGUGCUCUUUUAUUUUUGUUUAAGGUCUUUGGGAGUGCAUGAAAAUUAAAUUGUGAAGCGAUUUUUAUUAAAAGAUUUAUUCUAAAUAUUCAAUGACCCGGGGAAUCAAAUUCUAAUGUUCCAAGAAAGAAACGUCAAGUGUUUUUAUAUAAAUACGCCUUGUUUAACGACCAUGUUUAGAAUAUGCAAGGGUAAAUAAUGCUCGUGAGGUUAUACCGGCUGCGUUGGGCAGGUCUCUGACAACGAACGUGUACUUUCUGACUAUAGUGCGUCUAAGCACAGGUUAUUAUUGUAUUAGAUAUUUGAUUGGCCGUUUUUGGCUAAUUCUCGACACUUUCAAAAAUGGUUACUCAGGUUUAAACGCAGCUCUCUCGGUCAAUAUUGCACGAAAAUGCACAGGGCGUAUAUCAAAAUUUAAGUUAGACAAUACUGAAUGCAAUGCACGUAGUUUACAUGUAAUAGCUCUUUUAGCUUUUAAGUUAAAACAAAUCAAUAUAUAUAUAUAUAUAUAUGGUAAUUUGGUGGAAACGGUAGAAUUACGCAAUAUUUUAUAUAGUGCAAGAGAAUGCCCAGAGGAUAUUGUUUAGUUAGUUAAAUGGGGAAAAUCCAGAUCAAUUUAUGGAAAGAUUGUAUAUAUAGCUCUUCUAUAUUCUUCUGUAGGAUGAAAAGAGGGCCGGAAGAGUUCAUUAUUGUUUUUUAUUCAACUUUAACUGACAGUAAAGAUGGAAAAUUGAAUUGAAAUAUAUUAGAGACAAGUUGUAAGAAUACUUUGCAAAUCGAGGUGUGGAAAUUAAUCAAUAAAUUAAGUUACUCGUCAACAAA
Molecule: messenger RNA, 4982 nt
Organism: Paramuricea clavata
Lineage: Eukaryota; Metazoa; Cnidaria; Anthozoa; Malacalcyonacea; Plexauridae
Source: the annotation of a GenBank genome assembly